AGGUACAUAAUAAAUUCCAUGAAACAUAAACAAGAAAGUGAAAACCUGGGCCUAAAUAGAUAUGAGGAAAAUCUAUGGGCAGCAUUUCCCUCAAGCACAAAAAAGGAGUCACCUAAAUGGAAAGAAGAACAGGAGAAGGAAGAUACUAGAAGGAAGCUGCAAACGACAGUUUUGGGGGAUGUGAAACAUUCUGUUUCUAGUAAUAAACAUCAAGUCCGUAAAGUUUCAGAAGACACAGCUUAUGCGAGAAAAGCCCAACCCACAGUAGGAGCAGAGAAAAAGGAAGAGUCUGAUUCUCCCUGGGAUUCUGAGCCGUGUUCUGAAGGUCCGAGGAAAGCAUCUCCUCCUGUGUUUCUCCCACCUGCAGUUGAACAUGGAGUACGCUUGCAGAGUGUUUCAGGGGAGCACAACAAGGGUGCUCUGCCAGCAGUAGGAACAGAGAAAAAGGAAGAGUCUGAUUCUCCCUGGGAUUCUGAGCCGUGUUCUGAAGGUUCGAGGAAAGCAUCUCCUCCUGUGUUUCUCCCACCUGCAGUUGAACAUGGAGUACGCUUGCAGAGUGUUUCAGGGGAGCACAACAAGGGUGCUCUGCCAGCAGUAGGAACAGAGAAAAAGGAAGAGUCUGAUUCUCCCUGGGAUUCUGAGGUACUUUCUGUGAUAUGUGCAUCUCCCCGGUCUGUGGGAGAGCCAGAUGAGAACUACGUGAGAGCUUGCCUUUGCGUUGAGCCCCCCGCCCCUGGUGAGGCUUAUUUACCCCAUGUUGCUGCUGCUCGAUGUCCUGUAUCUGAGGGUCAUUGAAAUACCUGUAGCGUAGGUUCUCUGUUGAGAUAGUACUGGGACAAAGUUAUGUCAGACUACUUACGUUGGCCUCCUGGCUGCAGGCUUUGGAGUUGAUUUUCUAGCACAGUUUUAAUACAGCAGUUUAUUGCUGCUUUUAAACUUAUGAACUUCUCAGGCAUAUUUUUGUGAGGAUUUUUUUUUUUCCUACUAUUCAGAUCUAUUCUGCUGAUCCAGUCAGAGUUUAAUGGAUGCCAAUACAUUGAGCAACCCAGACAUUUAGAUUUUUCUGUAUAGAACCUCUGUCUUCUCUAGAUAGACUUAAUCCGAUUUUGAAAAUCAUGUUCAGCAGACACCAAGUGUGCUGGCUGUGUUUAUCUUUCUGUCUGAUAAUUCUCAAGAUGAGAGUGAGCAGGGUCUGUAGCUACUUCCCCUCUAGCCUUUGUUGUUGGGAAAAAAACUAAUUCCCCACUCCUUUCUUAAAAAUACAAGACUUUCUAGAUAGCUUAAUCGCUAUCAGCUUUGCCUUUUUGGCCUUUAA
This is a messenger RNA of Coturnix japonica (Japanese quail), 1315 nucleotides long. NCBI's taxonomy places the organism in Eukaryota, Metazoa, Chordata, Aves, Galliformes, Phasianidae. The record is from RefSeq and is a predicted model, not a curated record.